Molecule: messenger RNA, 2737 nt
Organism: Rhododendron vialii
Lineage: Eukaryota; Viridiplantae; Streptophyta; Magnoliopsida; Ericales; Ericaceae
Exons: 5
Coding region: 412-2568 (718 amino acids)
Source: RefSeq, a predicted model, not a curated record
GUCCCGUUCCCUGCUCAUAUCUCUGUUGUCACUUGCAGCCGUCCCAGAAAUCUGAUUCUCUCUCUCUCUCUCUCUCUCUCUGUGUAUGCAUAUGUUUGCAUAUAUACAAUCUUGGAAGUUGAAAGCAUUUACAAGGAUCCUCUUGGAUCGCGCAAAAAUGACCACUGUGAUAAUGAUACCAAUCGCUCCUCAGUUUCCCAUCUUCAUCAGUUAUCAUAAAGCAGUAGCCUCCGGAAGCAACAGCUUAUUCUUGAUGGGUUAAUGCUUCAUCUCUUUCUCUCUCUCCCUCCCUCCCUCCUGCGCAGGGACAGGGCCUACAGCACAGUGUUGAAGGUCCUGUUACUCCCAAGGAUGAAGGAUUAAUAUUUGGUGGUGAUAAAUUCCAAUUUUCACGGGGAGUUGGGUACCAAAAUGUCAAUUAUAGAAGAUUUCAAUUUGAACUCAAUGCCGGGAUAUGCCAGUUCUCUAAAAGAGGUUUUAAAGCAGACAAUGCUCAGCCAGGAGGUUAUAUUCAGAAAGCAGGUCCACGAACUCCACCGUCUUCAUAGGAUGCAAAAAUCCUUGAUGGAGGACUCCAUUUGGAAAGAGCUCAAUGGAUACAAUUUGUGGAAAAUGAGCACAGAAUCAACCUUAGGUCCAUUCACCAAUCCUAUACGAUAUUCAGCUCAGCCAGAAGAUAAAUCAUUUUCCAACAGUUCCAUGCUGGAAUCAACACGAUAUGCAAGCAAGGAUUUUCUUGGAGAGAAUAGUGACUACUCUAGACUUCAGCAGAGGUCUUUUGAUCUUCAACUUCCCGGUGAUCAGCUUGUCAAUCACGUUGGCAUGGACCUUUUACAGGAAAGAAAUGUUUGGAAUUUGAGGAAAUCCACAGAAUCAAACCAUCCAUUUGAUGACAAUACUGUAUCUUUUUUGGAGGAGGUGAAACUCACCCUGAGCUUUGGAGGGGACACUGGAAAAGUGGGCAUCAACAACAGUACUUGGCAUGAGAAAAAAAAACAGUCCACCUCCCAUCAUGUUAUUAACUUGGAGGAAUCAGCCAAUAUGGCAUCCUGUACGGACUCCGAAUCUUUAUCAACUCCAUGCUGUGCUGCACCGAUCACUAAAGAUAAGCAUAACUUGCGAGUUCCUGUCGAGUCAAACCAUGUCUCCAGAAAAACUAGUAUGAAGAAAGAUUUAUCUUCUGGGCUUACAUUGAGUUGCUCUACUGUAGAUAGUAGUGAAAGCUGUGAGGGACAAGACUCCUUCAAUCAAGGAUUAAAAGAACGAAAUGUUGAUGUUGCACACAACAGCAUAAGGACACCGUUAACUUGUUCUAAAGCAUUCGACUUGGACCUUAACAUAGUUCAGCUUGAUGACUCCCCUUACUUGGAUGAUUCUGUGGUGGCAUCUUCAUGUCUUUCAAUGGAUGGCCCAUCAGGUGCUUUUGAUGGACUAAUUGGCAAGUUGUGUGAGAACACUUGUCCUGCUGCAACUAAUUGGGGAAAGCCAAAUGUUAAUUGCCUCAAUGAGUCUUCCACUAUUCUAGAGCAAGAUAUUGCUGCCAAUCCCACCUUGCUUGUUCCUGUGAGCAGAAACAGUCAUUCAGAAUUCUGGGCUGAUUGUGCCCCAAUUAAAGGAAUAAAUCGAACUGAAGCUUGCUCUAUAGCUCUCAAGUCCAUGUCAGAACCAACAUCAGAAAAUUGUGAGUACCUUAACUGUGACCAUAGGAACAAUGAGAUUGGAAAUACAGACUCACUGUUGAAAUUUCCAAAAAGAAAUUACACAAAUGUUAUAACAGAAGAAGUAACUGAGAUACGUGAAGACAUAGUGCUUCCUAGUUCAUGUACAUAUGGAAGUAGCGUUGAAGAUGCAAAUACCAAAAAAUCUCUUUCUUCAUGCAUCUUUGAUUGCAUUACUAAUGAUAGUUCAAGUGGCGCAAAGACCAUGCAAUCUGGAACUGAUUUUGAAGGAUCAAAUAUUUCACUUUUGAAUCAGUACCGAAGAUCUCAGUCGUCUGAAUCAGGUGAGCAGGACUUAAGAUCAUCUGACAGCAGUGAACUGAAACAUCAAUGCUGCAACGAGAAGAAAGAGGAAUCAGCAGCAGAAGAUAUUCUGAUCCAAAAUGCAGCUGAAUCUCUUAUCCAUUUCUCAAUGAAAAGUUCAACUAGUGAUCAAGAUUGCAGUGCCAAGGCAGGAUCAAAUGGGAAUGAAGGUGAAGAGAGGGAUAUGCCGCAACAUUCCAUAGAUUCUUACGAGUCAAUUGUGCUGAAACUAACGGAAAACAGCGCCGAGGACUAUUGUGUUUCAUCAAAACACUUCGAAGUAAACGAAAUGGAUAAAAAGGAUUUUGGAAUUAAGUUGAAAAGAGGGAGGAGGCUAAAAGAUUUUCAUAGAGACGUGCUUCCCAGUCUAGCGUCUCUUUCAAGCCAUGAGAUCCGCGAGGAUGUAAGUGUCAUGCAAGCGGUAAUUAGGUCAAGAGAGUACAAAAGAAUGAGAUCCAAGAUGGCUAAUAUAGGUGGAAACUUGUCUGCACCUGUCAAAAGCCGGAGGUCGAGACUCACUUAUGUGGCAAGGCGAUAUUAUUCAUGACAAAUCAUUGAGAGUUAUUAGCAGCGACUUUGCAAGUAGAUUCUAUCUGAUACUAGACGAGUUAUUAUGACAGCUAUAUUUAUUCAUUGUCUUCUUGGAAGUAACUUGGAUGCAGUUACGAUGAAUGCUGAAGCUAAAACGAUUCUACAGUUUUCAUGUUUUUGUUUUC